AACAACUUGUUUUGUAAGUCAUUACGCUACCGAUAGUCAAGUUUUCGAUGAAUUUCGGCCGCUGUGGUCGUAAAAGGUGAAGGUAGCUCUUCUCGCGGCGACAGCACGCACGAGCGUAACGCGGGGGGGACAGGGCGGUAUCCUGAACUCUGUGCGUGGUAUUGCGUGCGAGGAAAGAAUGGGCACGAGGAGAGAAAUUCGGGAUAUUCAAAUGCGCCAUGUUAUUUCAACUGUUCCGCAGGUUGACCUGAGCAAAGUACUUAUGCAGCUUGAUUCCCAACAACUUUUUCAAAAUGAUUACCGUUUGUUAGCUGAAAAAAUCGGCUUCAGUAACGCGGAAAUCGCCAGGUUGACCAUACUUGCAAACAGAAGCACCGACUCGAUUACUUUAGCAAUAAUCAAACACUGGAGCACUAGAAGGGACUCUUUGUUAGGAAAACUCCUGGAUAUUUUGGAGGAAAUGGAAAGAGCAGACGUCGCAGACGACUUAAAGGAAGUUGUUGAGAAGAAGAUGCUGACGACAUGCUACCCUUAUCUAUCCCGUAGCAGCAAAAUGAGUGGUGUCCAUAAAGAUUUUUGCUAUCACUUGCGGCAACUUUGCACAGCCCUGGUAGGGAUCUGGAAUUCUCUUCACCACUUUUUGGAAACCCCGUACCACGGUCCCAUUGACUGGAGCCCCAUCUCAAUCUCUUUCUUCCUUCUCUCGUGGGGAAAAGAACUCUUGUUGGUAUGGAUAAUCCCUACGGGUCUUUUCAAACUCUUCACAACAGUGGAUGUCUGCUUCGCCAAAUUUUUAACCAUGAUGCUGAUACUUCUUCUCGCCCAGGUGGCGGAAAAUAAAUGGGUGAGCCCAGAGGUUGGAUUCAUGAGGCAAGAACUGCUCAGUCUGACGUCUAACUCCUUGAGAGAGAUGAGAAUACCAUCUGUUGAAGUUGCUUCACAGAUCAAAGCGUUGCAUGAAAGCAUUCGCAGAAAGCUGGUGGUGUCACUAACCAUGGAAAUGUUCCUUCUGCCGCUGCCUCUAAUUUGGAUACCAAGCUGCAAAGACCAUUCCCCGGAAGUCGUUCAGUUUGCAUACUUGGUGUGCCUGGUGGAGUUCCUGCUUACGAUGUUUGUCUUCUGGAGACACUAUCGGCGGGCGGAGGUUUGCCUUUUGGACGGGCGCUUUCGGUUAGAUGGGCUGUUUCAUAAAAACUGUUAUCAAGAAGAGGUGAUGUUAGUAUAGAGUUUCCUCUUUACUUCUGUCAAAUAACGCACACAGCUCAAAUUACGAUUGUCAUCCUAUUUUCUUCAGAAUAUUUAUUAUAUCAUCAACUGAUGUCACUUAGGGUACCCCUUCCCAGUCCGUCGUUGUGGAUUUGCAAGGAAAGUCGAUUUUGAAUCACUUGAUUUGAGUGCCUACCUCAUGUACAAUUUUUGUUUUCCAAAAUCACAUCACAAAAGACUUCGUUUCACUUUUUUAUGUGUUCAGAUUUUACUGCAAAUUUUACAUAGUUGUCUAGUAUUAGCGUUUGCAGUAGAAGGGUUUCAUACCAACUAUAUACUUCUGACAUUAUUUUAAUAUCCAAUGCAAAUAUUCUAUUUUCAUAGUGUGAUGUAUUUCAAAAACCAGUUCCAUA
Lingula anatina is the source of this 1619-nucleotide messenger RNA. RefSeq lists its product as uncharacterized. Lineage: Eukaryota; Metazoa; Brachiopoda; Lingulata; Lingulida; Lingulidae. Gene Ontology annotation, molecular function: protein binding. The record is from RefSeq and is a predicted model, not a curated record. Gene Ontology annotation, biological process: signal transduction.